AUGCGAUUGAAGGACAGCCUGUCUGGAGAUAUCUCAUCCUUCUCAGAACUACAGAUUCUGGAUCUAUCAAACAACAAGGAACUAGGAGGACCUCUUCCGUCUUCUAGUGGGAAUUUGAAGAAGCUAAGAAACUGUGAUCAGCUGCCAGCAACUGCUCUCUCUGUAAGGAUCUCAAAAUCUCUAAAUUCUAAUAGCUUCAGUGGAUCAAUCCCACCUUCAAUUGGCACUCUAUCUAAGCUUUAUUGGCUGGAUCUAGCUGACAAUAAGCUUGAUGGACCCAUCCCAGUCUCCACAGGGACUACACCUGGUCUUGAUAUGCUAGUUAAUACAAAACACUUUCAUUUUGGAGAGAACCAGCUCUCUGGCCCAAUCCCAUCUCAACUUUUCAGCUCAGACAUGACUCUCAUACAUUUGCUUUUUGGCAGCAACAACCUCUCUGGUAGUAUUCCUUCUUCUGUUGGCCUUGUAAAGACUUUGGAGGUUGUACGCUUUGAUAGGAAUUCAUUGACAGGUCCUGUCCCUGAGAACCUCAACAAUCUUACCAGUGUUAGUGAUUUAUAUUUAUCCAACAAUCAAUUGACAGGACCUUUUCCCAACCUCACUGGGAUGAAUUUGCUCACUUACUUGGACAUCAGCAAUAAUAGUUUUGAUGCAUCAGAAUUUCCUUCUUGGAUUUCAACCUUGCAAUCUUUGACAACAUUAACGAUGGAGGGCGUACAACUUCAGGGACAGGUUCCAACUAACUUCUUCAGCCUUCCCAGUUUACAGACUGUGGUAUUAAGUAACAACCAGCUUAAUGGCUCUUUAGAUAUCGGAACAACCUAUGGUAAUGGAUUACAACUUGUUGAUUUGCGAAAAAAUUUCAUUUCUGCCUACACAAAAAGACCAGGACAAAAUCAAGUUGCUGUCAUCCUUGUGAGCAACCCAGUUUGUGAUGAAACAGGAGUAACAGAAACUUACUGCACUAUUCCCCGACCUGGUUCUUCAUAUUCAACACCACCAAAUAAUUGUGUGCCUGCUUCUUGCACUGCAAAUAAAACUUCAAGUCCUAACUGUAAAUGCUCAUAUCCGUACACAGGACUUCUAGUUUUCAGGGCUCCAUCAUUCUCAGACUUGGGAAACUUCACCACUUACACAUCUCUUCAGCAAAAAAUGAUGGAUUCUUUUAGGUCCAAUCAACUUCCUGUGGAUUCAGUUUCUCUAAGUAAUCCAAGAAAGGAUUCAUCUCUGUAUCUUGAUUUGAAUCUGAAAAUCUUUCCAUCAGGCCAUGAUCGUUUUAAUCGAACAAUUAUUUCUGGUAUUGGAUUUGUGCUAAGCAAUCAGACUUUCAAGCCACCUCAUAUGUUUGGACCUUACUAUUUUAUUAUAUUGCAGAUGAUUCACAGAGUAUUUUCCUGGGAAUCAAGCAAAUCAAACACUGGCCAUUAUUCAUUGGAGCCUGUAGUUUGGUUGUUCUGCCGUAUUCUGCCCCUAUUAUUAAUCUUAGCAGGCCUUUAUGCUUAUCUAAUCUUAGCAGGCCUUUAUGCUUAUCGUCAGAAGAAGAAAGCAAAAAGAGCAACCGAACAGAACAAUCCUUUUGCACAUUGGGAUUCAACUAAGAACAGUGGUGCUGAUAUUCCAAAGAUAAAAGCAGCCAAAUGUUUUUCUUUUGAAGAGCUCAAGAGAUAUACCAAUAAUUUUUCAGAAGCCAAUGAUAUUGGAUCCGGGGGUUAUGGAAAGGUUUACAGAGGAAACCUUCCUUCUGGACAACUAAUCGCCAUCAAACGAGCUCAACAAGGAUCAUUGCAGGGUGGGGUAGAGUUCAAAAAUGAGAUUGAACUUCUAUCCAGAGUUCAUCAUAAAAAUUUAGUAAGCCUUCUGGGAUUUUGCUUUGAGCGAGGUGAACAAAUGCUUGUGUAUGAGUUUGUUACAAAUGGUAGUCUCAGUGAUAGUCUAUCAGGGAAGACAGGAAUAAGGUUGGAUUGGGUCAGGAGACUUAAAAUAGCCCUUGGUGCAGCAAGGGGUCUGGCCUAUAUGCAUGAACUUGCUGACCCUCCUAUUAUACAUAGGGAUAUAAAGUCCACCAACAUUCUACUGGAUGAACGGUUAAUUGCAAAAGUUUCUGAUUUUGGUCUCUCCAAAGCCUGUUUUGGUGAAACACUAAGCCAGAAAGGCCAUCUACUUCAGCAAGUUCGCAGGAAGCAGGCAAGGGAAGUCAAUCCUUACAGCAAAAUGGGUGAGGUAGUGAAAGAAAUAGAGAAUAUCUUGCAGCUAGCUGGUUUAAACCCCAAUGCUGAAUCAGCAUCUACUUCAGCGAGUUACGAGGAAGCAGGCAAGGGAAGUCAUCCUUACAGCAAAGAUGCAUUCGAUUAUAGUGGGGGCUUUCCACCUUCAAAGAUAGAGCCACAAUGAACAUUAUUAUUACCUUUCAAUUUUGAUAUUCCCGACAGUUUGGAGUGUUUAAAUCUGUUCUGAGUUUUCUUUUAUUGUUCAAAGCAUGUAAUUCAAUUGAGUUCUUUGCUUGUGAAUAUGUAGCAGAAGUGAUGCUUUUGAUAUUGAUAGAAAAAAAAAAAUGUAAGACAGACAGAUUUUG
Molecule: messenger RNA, 2572 nt
Organism: Jatropha curcas
Lineage: Eukaryota; Viridiplantae; Streptophyta; Magnoliopsida; Malpighiales; Euphorbiaceae
Source: RefSeq, a predicted model, not a curated record